CUAAAAAAAAAAAGUAUGCUCAUUGCUCAUUCUGCCUCAAGGAAAAAAAAAAAAAAGGAAGACAAGGGAAAAAGAAAAGUAGAAAAGACAUAUCGCAACCAAAAACGGGUUUUACGCUACCAUUCUUCAAUGCGACUACGACGAAGACUUGAAAAUCCGAGCUUGACUUAUACACAAAUCUGAUAACUAUUUUGAGACGGUACAUCCUUCCAUCAUGCCUCAUUCAGAGCAUGAAGGGCCUUUGACGAAGCGCCAGAAGCUCAAUUCUGUCGCGAGAUCUCAGUCAUCUGCGUCGCAACAGUCUAGGAUAUUUUCUCCCUAUCGGACAAUCGGUUUAGUAUCCCCUACCAAUGUGCCCUUCACUACCGUUCCCCUAGGGAACACGACUUUCCAAGUGACAACGUCGAUAGGCCGUUCGCUUCAGACAUACGAUCUAAAGCGCGGCCUCAAUCUAGUCUUCAUGACUCGACCCCAGACCCCAGCCGACAUUACCGCAACAUGCGCCUGGAGACAAAAGGUCUUUGCUGCUUGGGGUGAUCUACAACACCGGUCUGCUCAGUCUACUCAGUCUGCCCAGGGUAUUUGGAUUUUCCAGAGGGGAAAGAAGGUGGGCGAAUUAGAGCUUCCAUCUGACCUCCAGGAACCUAUAAAGCAAAUUGUCGUUUUCGGCUCUUGGGUCAUCGCUUGCGGCUUAACAAGAAUAGAAGUAUGGAAGACAUCAAACCUCGAACAUUAUACCACCAUUUUCGUUAUGGCUUCAAGGAACGGCGACAACGAACUUACUGGAGGUAUAUGUACAAUGCCGACAUAUCUAAACAAGAUAUUUGCUGGUCGAAAAAAUGGAUGGGUUGAGAUUUGGAACGUCUCUACGGGCAAACUCAUCUAUACCAUACUACCACCUUCUCCAAAAUCCGGUGCCGUCACCUGCAUGCAGCCAACACCCGCACUCUCCCUGAUGGCCGUAUCAUAUGCCGAGGGCCCAUUGGUCAUUCACAACGUGCUCACCGGUAAGCCUGUGCUCCAGGUUAACGCUGGCACUGACGACGAGCCCGUGACAAGUAUCUCCUUCCGUACAGAUGGUCUUGGCGCAGGCCAAGAUGGGCGCAAAGAUGGAAUUAUGGCGACGGCAACGGAGUCAAGCGGUGAUGUUACAUUCUGGGAUCUCAACCAGGGGGGUAGAAUCACAGGUGUUCUCCGAAGCGCCCAUAACCCCCCAACCCAAGUUGGGGCCUCAGUUCGAGGUGGUGUGAGCAAAGUUGAAUUCCUUUCCGGUCAGCCGGUCAUCGUUACCAGUGGUAGGGAUAAUUCCUUGAGGACAUGGAUAUUCGACGAGACUCCGUUCUCCCCCAUACCGCGAAUCCUCCACACGAGAAGUGGCCAUGCAGCACCUGUCACGUGUUUACAAUUCUUGCCAUCCGAUUUCGAUGGUGCUGAAGCAGGAAACAAGUGGCUCCUCAGUGGUGGUAAAGACCGUAGUCUCUGGGGAUGGAGUCUUCGCCGCGAUGGUCAGAGCACAGAGCUGAGUCAAGGAAAUAUUCGCAAAAAGGCCAAGAAGUAUGGGAUCCUGGACAGUACCUCUCUCAGUCGUGGCCCAACUACCACACUCGAUGAUCUGAAGGCACCGGAGAUAACUCAUAUAGCAUGUUCCCUAAAUAGAGACGGCGGUAUGGGCGCCAUGCCUGGCAAACAGGUACUGUGGCAAAAGAGUCAGAAUCACAAAAAGACGGCAGAUGCCGAAGUUAGCGGCAUGACAGGUUGGGAAAGCGUUGUCACAGCGCACAAAGCUGAUUCGUUUGUUCGAACCUGGUUCUGGGGUCGAAAAAGAGCCGGGAGAUGGGCAUUUCAGACCGGCGACGGCGAGAACGUAUCAUCCGUGGCUAUGAGCAGUUGCGGAACGUUCGCCAUUGUUGGCUCGGUUGGCGGAUCGAUUGAUAUGUUCAACCUCCAAUCAGGAUUACAUCGCCAAAGAUUCCCCUCGAAGCUCACACCAGCGCAGGCGAGACAGGUCAAGUUACAACAGCUAAGACAGACAGAUACCGUGUCGCAACUUCAAGCUCGCUCUGCUACCGGCUUUCCACCAGGCGUGGGCAAACAUAAACAAGCCGUCACUGGAAUUGUUGUCGACUCUAUGAACAAACACGUGAUCAGUUGUUCCUUGGAUGGGAAAGUAAAAUUCUGGGAGUUUCUCACGGGAAAUCUUUUGGAUGAGAUCAACUGGGCUCCUAUGACGGGGAUCACGGGUUGCCGCUACCACCCGGCGAACGACCUGAUGGCUUUUUCGUGCGAUGAUAACUCUGUUCGGGUUGUAGACAUCGAGACCAAGCAGACUAUACGCGAAUUCUGGGGAAGUCAGGGCAAAAUAAAUGACUUUAUAUUUUCGAACGAUGGUCGUUGGAUAGUAGCAGCCUCCCAAGACGCUGUAAUACGAGUUUGGGACUUGCCAACUGGCCAUCUAAUCGAUGCUAUCCGGCUCGAGAAACCCUGUACCGCAUUGGCUUUUUCGGCAACCGGCGAAUAUCUAGCAGCAGCCUCGGAGGGAGAACUAGGCGUUAGCGUUUGGAACAACAAGACACUAUUCACCCAUGUACCCACCCGGCAGAUAUCCGAGGACUCGAUUCAACAAAUAGCAGGACCUACAGCAUCAGGAGAGGGAGGCCAAGGCAUGUUAGAAGCAGCAUUUGCAGAGGCACCAUCUAAGGAAGAGGAGGAUGAAAUCGUCUUGCCCAAUUUAGAUCAGCUUAGUACUGAUAUGAUGACUUUGAGUCUGGUUCCACGAAGCAGAUGGCAGACUUUAUUGCAUUUGGAUCUGAUUAAACAGAGGAACAAACCGAAAGAGGCUCCUAAAGCCCCAGAAAAGGCCCCUUUCUUCCUACCAUCAACAGCCAACGCCGGAUCGUCGAGUCUAGACUUGGCUCAACUCAAGGCUAACCAAGAUCAGAGCCAAUCGAGAAUCACGCGCUUUGACCGUGACAGGGUAGACCAAGCAUUCACUAGCAAACUACAAACUGGAGCUGCCACGAAGAAUUUUGAUGAGUUCGUCGAGCAUCUCAAGUCUUUAUCCCCAGCUACGGCGGAUUUGGAGCUUCGUUCUUUAUCGGGAGGUGGUGACAAUGAGUCGAAUGAGUUGCUUCAUUUUAUCCAAGCCUUGACCAGUCGGCUCGUGGCACGGCGUGACUACGAGCUCACCCAGGCGUGGAUGACGGUCUUCCUUCGAUUACACUUCGAUUUAAUACUGGAGAGUGAUACCCUAAUGAGCGCGCUGUCAGAAUGGAGGAGUCACCAAGCAGAAGAAUGUAAUAGGUUAGAUAACCUUGUCAGUUACUGUGGUGGGGUGGUGAGCUUCUUAAGAAGUCCACGGACAUGAUUGAAAGGCUCGUGUCGGGCAACCAACUUCGGGUGUUGUAAUCAGAAUAUAUUGGCCGGCCUUAUGGUACUAUGAGUUUUACUAAGCUUUGCUGUAGCUUUCCACUUAUCUAUAACCUUGCGAGUAGUUUGA
Molecule: messenger RNA, 3496 nt
Organism: Hypoxylon fragiforme
Lineage: Eukaryota; Fungi; Ascomycota; Sordariomycetes; Xylariales; Hypoxylaceae
Product: WD domain-containing protein
Exons: 3
Coding region: 215-3364 (1049 amino acids)
Biological process (GO): rRNA processing
Cellular component (GO): small-subunit processome; Pwp2p-containing subcomplex of 90S preribosome
Molecular function (GO): protein binding
Source: RefSeq, a predicted model, not a curated record